Messenger RNA from Artibeus jamaicensis (Jamaican fruit-eating bat), 2625 nucleotides. Its product is annotated as histone-lysine N-methyltransferase PRDM9-like. Gene Ontology annotation, cellular component: nucleus. Gene Ontology annotation, biological process: positive regulation of reciprocal meiotic recombination; regulation of DNA-templated transcription. NCBI's taxonomy places the organism in Eukaryota, Metazoa, Chordata, Mammalia, Chiroptera, Phyllostomidae. The transcript has 8 exons. The coding region runs from base 169 to 2526 and encodes 785 amino acids. Gene Ontology annotation, molecular function: histone H3K36 methyltransferase activity; histone H3K4 methyltransferase activity; recombination hotspot binding. The record is from RefSeq and is a predicted model, not a curated record.
GCUUCCGAGGGCGGGUGGCCCAGGGUUCGGAGAGGACGCUCCAUCGAGGUGGGCAGCGCGGCAAGGACCCCAGGAGACUGACCGGUCUCAGGGCCCCGAGACCAGCUUUCCUGUGUCACCACCACAGGCAGGCCACCGAACUCCAGGAGGAGGACCCUGAGGACUCUGAUGACGAAUGGGCUCCAAGGCGGCGAGGCAACAUCCAGGGUGCCAUUAAGCAAUGAGUACAGUUUGAAGGAAUUGACAGGAAUGUCAAAUUUGAUGACUGCAAGUGACUCAGAGCAUGCCCAGAAACCAGUGCCCCUUUCUGAAGAAGCAUGUGCCUUUGGACAGCACACUAGACAAAAAUCAGAACUCAGGAGAAAGGAGAUGGACGUGAAGAUGUACAGCCUACAAGAGAGAAAGGACUGUGUGUACCAAGAGGUCACCGAGCCCCAGGAUGAUGUCUACCUUUAUUGUGAGAAGUGUCAGAACUUCUUCAUCAACAGCUGUGCUGUGCAUGGGCCCCCUACAUUUGUAAAGGACCGUGCAGUGGACAAGGGGCAUCCCCACCGUUCAGCCCUCACCCUGCCCCCUGGGUUGAGAAUCGGGCCAUCCUGUAUCCCUGAGGCUGGGCUUGGAGUGUGGAAUGAGGCAGUUGAUUUGCCAGUGGGUCUGCACUUUGGCCCUUAUGAAGGACACAUCACAGAAGAUGAAGAGGCAGCCAAGAGCAGAUACUCCUGGCUGAUCGCCAAAGGGAGAAACUGCUAUGAGUAUGUGGAUGGAAAGGACAGAGCCUGGGCCAACUGGAUGAGGUAUGUGAACUGUGCCCGGGAUGAUGAAGAGCAGAACCUGGUGGCCUUUCAAUACCACGGGCAGAUUUUCUACCGAACCUGCCGGGUCAUCAGGCCGGGCUGUGAGCUGCUGGUCUGGUGCGGGGACGAGUAUGGCCAGGAGCUGGGCAGCAAGUGGGGCAGCAAGUGGAAGAGACAGUUCACAGCUGGGAGAGCGGAACCAAAGCCAGAGGUUCACCCAUGUCCCUCCUGCUCUCUGGCCUUCUCCAGUCAGAAAUUCCUCAGUCAACACAUGAAACUCAGUCAUCCCUGUCAGAUUCUCCUGGGAACACCUGCAAGAAAACACCUCCAAGUAGAGAAACUUGGCCCAGAGGAUCAGAAUCAGCAGCACCAACAUACUAAUAAAUACAACUGGAAUGAUAAAACUGAAGGUCAAGAGGCUAAAGAGAGGUCCAAACCUUUGCUUAAGAGGACCAGUCAAAAGAGAAUCUCAAGAUCCUCUUUCCAACCUUCCAAAGAACAAAUGAGGAGCUCUAAUGAGCAUGAGAGAAUGAUGGAGGAAGAACCCCACAGACGUCAGAAGGACAGUCCAGAGGGCACAGGCAAGUUUGUGAACGCGGGGGUGUUAAGAAUUGUAAGAAUCGAGCACGGAGGGUGUUGGCAAGGCUUCAGUGACGGGUCACAUCUCAUCAGAGGCUGGAGGACACACUCAGGGGAGAAGCCCUAUGUUUGCAGGGAAUGUGGACGAGGCUUUACAUGCAAGUCAAAUCUCAUCAGACACCACAGGACACACUCAGGGGAAAAGCCCUAUGUUUGCAGGGAGUGUGGACGAGGCUUUGCAUGCAAGUCGGCUCUCAUCACACACCAGAGGACACACUCUGGGGAAAAGCCCUAUGUUUGCAGGGAGUGUGGACGAGGCUUUACAUGGAAGUCAGGUCUCAUCAUACACCACAGGACACACUCAGGGGAAAAGCCCUAUGUUUGCAGGGAGUGUGGACAAAGCUUUACAUGCAAGUCAGAUCUCAUCAGACACCAGAGGACACACUCAGGGGAGAAGCCCUAUGUUUGCAGGGAGUGUGAGAGAGGCUUUACAUGCAAGUCAAAUCUCAUCACACACCAGAGGACACACUCAGGGGAGAAGCCCUAUGUUUGCAGGGAGUGUGGACGAGGCUUUACAUGCAAGUCAGCUCUCAUCAGACACCAGAGGACACACUCAGGGGAGAAGCCCUAUGUUUGCAGGGAGUGUGGACGAGGCUUUGCAUGCAAGUCAGCUCUCAUCACACACCACAGGACACACUCAGGGGAAAAGCCCUAUGUUUGUAGGGAGUGUGGACGAGGCUUUGCAUGGAAGUCAGCUCUCAUCACACACCAGAGGACACACUCAGGGGAGAAGCCCUAUGUUUGCAGGGAGUGUGGACGAAGCUUUGCAUGGAAGUCAGAUAUCAUCAGACACCAGAGGACACACUCUGGGGAAAAGCCCUAUGUUUGCAGGGAGUGUGAGAGAGGCUUUGCAUGCAAGUCAUAUCUCAUCAGACACCAGAGGACACACUCAGGGGAAAAGCCCUAUGUUUGCAGGGAUUGUGGACGAGGCUUUACAUGCAAGUCAUAUCUCAUCGCACACCAGAGGACACACUCAGGGGAGAAGCCCUAUGUUUGCAGGGAGUGUGAGACGAGGCUUUACAUGCAAGUCAUAUCUCAUCAGACACCAGAGGACACACUCGGGGGAGAAGCCCUAUGUUUGCAGGGAGUGUGAGAGAGGCUUUACAUGCAAGACAUAUCUCAUCAGACACCAGAGGACACACUCGGGGGAGAAGCCCUAUGUUUGCAGGGAGUGUGAGAGGGGCUUUACAUG